Messenger RNA from Ilex paraguariensis (yerba mate), 336 nucleotides. The record is from the annotation of a GenBank genome assembly. Lineage: Eukaryota; Viridiplantae; Streptophyta; Magnoliopsida; Aquifoliales; Aquifoliaceae.
AUGUCUAAGACGUUAACAUUCGAGUCUUUCUCCCACACUUUUAGUACGUCUGAUCCAUAUGGACCUUGGGAUAAAACUUGGCUUCGUUCAAUGAUGAAGCUUGGAUUGACUUGCAACUUGUCUUCGUUCUAUGAUGAAGCUUGCGCUGGAAUGUGGGCUUCUCAGGCCACAUCCCGAACACUACCUGAAGCAUCCAUUUCAGAGAGACAUGAGCAAUGGAUGGCUCGUCAUGGACGUGUUUACAAGGAUAUUGCAGAGAAGGAAAGGCUUUUUAUGAUAUUCAAGGACAAUGUAGAGUUCAUAGAAUCUUUCAACAAAGUUGGGAAUCGACCUUAA